AUGGGGGUUGCUUCUUUAGAAAAGCAGCUACUUGAAGCAUUUGAAAAAUACUACGGGUUUGAGACUACAAGCUAUGUUAUCCCUAUUCGAAAUUCCUACAUGAAUACACUGCAGAAAAUGAUAAGCUGGUUACAUAAGAAUAGCGGAGACAAUAAUUUACGGAUCUAUGUGUACUCUGGACAUGCAAACGAUGCACAGACUAUCCAGGAUAAGUGGUAUUUUGGUGUAAUCGAGGCGAUCCCUGGAAAAGCAUGCUAUAUCCUCGACUGCUGCUCAACAGGAGCAGGAGCAACAAACCCUACUGGUGCUAAUAAGGGUGGCGAGCUCAUAGCGGUUGCUAACUGGGGUCAAGCGGCGGGAGCAUCCUGUAUGAGACUGCUCUGA
Penicillium taxi is the source of this 384-nucleotide messenger RNA. RefSeq lists its product as uncharacterized. The coding region runs from base 1 to 384 and encodes 127 amino acids. Lineage: Eukaryota; Fungi; Ascomycota; Eurotiomycetes; Eurotiales; Aspergillaceae. The record is from RefSeq and is a predicted model, not a curated record. The transcript has 2 exons.